UGAUGACAGCCUCUCUCUGAGUGAUGUGAACUGUUGUGCAAUUCACUAAAUAAAUACUGUCCUACAUAGUUAAAAAAGGAGAGAAGCUAGUAUAACCACAGAAACGCACACACACACACACACACACACACAGAGAAAGAGAGAGGAGAGAAGCUAAUAAAACCUAUUGAUAAAGAGAAUACUAUAGUCAGUAACCCAAGACUUUACAUAUUAUCUAUCCUAAACAUGAUGGCUCUUCGAUUACGAACUAGGAGUUUUAUAGCCACUCAGGCAAGACAAUUUCAUAGCGCCUCUCAGCCGAGGCGUGCCCCUAAGGAAGCGGCCGACACAGUGCGUUUCUCGCAGACAAAGGCGGCCAAGUUGCACAUUAAUGACGUGGCGGUUGGCCAGGAUCUAUCAGAUAGAGGCGCUAAGUUUAUCAUCGGCUUGGGAUUUCUUUCGAUUGUCGCUUACUGUGGUGCGCUCUAUCGAGCGAACGAGGAGGAACGCCAAAGGAAACUUGAAUUAAAGAGAUUGGGUAUCGAGGAAGAGGUGUUGUCGGGUGAGGAAGCCUUUGCUCGUGCCAUGCAAGAUGCAGGUCAGAAGGCUGCAGCACGGGAGGCUGCGAGAAAUCAGGCCAGUUGAUAGUACUGAUCUACGAUUUGUGUACAAUAAACAGUGACUAUACAUUAUACAGACCAAAGAGGACGCUACCUAACCGGAGAAGCUAUUCUAAUUAAGGAAUAUCGCGUCCAUGUCGGUUGUACUGUAGUUUUACGUAGCGUGCAAAAUCUGACGAUUUUCUUGGUUAAGAUUUCCCUCAGCUUGUGAAAUGGAAGCUCGGACAGGCUUGAUUCGGAAAAUGUAUGUGACGCAAGUAUGGCUCAUCAGAGCACUCAUCGCC
Messenger RNA from Sphaeroforma arctica JP610, 883 nucleotides. RefSeq lists its product as hypothetical. The transcript has 2 exons. The record is from RefSeq and is a predicted model, not a curated record. The coding region runs from base 226 to 624 and encodes 132 amino acids. Lineage: Eukaryota; Ichthyosporea; Ichthyophonida.